UCCCCACCCUUGUCCCUUUCAUACGUCUGCUUACAAAAAUUGUAGUCAUAUGAUGCGUUUUACCUCACUGGUCAAGAUUACGCCAAGAAGAGAGAAAAAACAUAUUUCACACAGGCAACAGUUUUGAAGUUUUAAGUGAAGACUCUGGUCACUUUUCGCUUGCAGUGAAGUCGUUCGUCGUCGUUUGCUAUCGGGUCGAGUAGGUCGAACCAGGCCCUGUUUCUCUCUUGUUUCGCUUGCGUGUGUGAGUGCUUGUGUGGUUCUGCGUGCGUAUGUGCUUAUGCGCACUGUUUGUUGAAAGAAAAGGCAUCCCCAAUCAAGAAGUAUUGCAAACGGGAUAAGCAUUAGGUCCCAUCGCAUCGCCCCAGCACCGAUCAAAAGGAAUAAUAAAAGGUUUCACUUAUAAAACAUCAUAAAAACAAAGCAAACAUGCCUGGCUAUAUGUUCAACAUUGACGGUGGCUAUCUGGAGGGCCUUUGCCGUGGAUUCAAGUGCGGCAUCCUCAAGCAGGCCGACUAUCUCAACCUGGUGCAGUGCGAAACGCUCGAAGAUCUGAAGCUGCAUCUUCAGGGCACGGACUAUGGUCAAUUCCUGGCCAACGAACCAUCCCCGCUGGCCGUAUCCGUGAUCGACGAUAAGCUGCGGGAAAAGCUGGUGAUUGAAUUUCAGCAUAUGCGUAACCAUGCUGUGGAACCGCUGUCCACCUUUCUCGACUACAUCACGUACAGCUACAUGAUCGAUAACAUCAUCCUGCUGAUCACGGGCACGCUUCAUCAGCGCCCCAUCUCGGAGCUGAUCCCGAAGUGUCACCCGCUCGGUAGCUUCGAACAGAUGGAAGCGAUCCACGUCGCGGCAACACCGGCCGAGCUGUACAACGCGGUGCUGGUCGAUACGCCCCUGGCACCGUUCUUCGUCGACUGCAUCUCCGAGCAGGAUCUGGACGAGAUGAACAUCGAGAUCAUCCGUAACACGCUGUACAAGGCGUACCUGGAGGCGUUUUACGACUUCUGCAAGAACAUCGGUGGCACCACCGCCGACGUUAUGUGCGAAAUUUUGGCGUUCGAAGCCGAUAGGCGAGCCAUCAUCAUCACGAUCAACUCGUUCGGUACGGAGCUGUCCAAGGACGAUCGUGCGAAGCUGUAUCCGCGCUGCGGUCGCAUGAACCCGGACGGUUUGGCCGCACUGGCACGGGCGGACGAUUACGAACAGGUGAAGGCAGUCGCCGAAUACUACGCCGAGUAUGCGGCCCUGUUCGACGGUUCGGGCAACAAUCCGGGCGACAAGACGCUCGAGGACAAGUUCUACGAGCAUGAGGUGAAGCUGAACAUGUACGGCUUUAUGCAGCAGUUCCAUUUCGGUGUGUUCUACUCCUACCUGAAGCUGAAGGAGCAGGAGUGCCGUAACAUCGUGUGGAUUGCGGAGUGUGUCGCCCAGAAGCACCGAGCCAAGAUCGAUAACUACAUUCCCAUCUUCUAAACCUGGCACAUCCUAACUUGCUCGGUUCAACAAGGACGCAAGCACAAUUGCUGAAAGUGAGAUAUAAAGGAAAGCAUAUGGAACACAAUCUGCACGGAAUGCACAACCUCCUUCAGUGGUAACCGUCAUCACAAUCAAACUCCCAUCGAUCAACAUCGUUCGUUAAAUGGCAAAACCCCCAACCACGGUUUUGCACCACCGUAACCUGAACUGCGCCCUAAAUCCAUCAUGGGUCUCGUGUUGCUCCCCAAAACACGGCAUCCCGUAGGAUUUAAACGUGUUCAAGUAUCACGUAUCUUUUGCAAUGCUGAAUUGUUGUGUGCCUGAAUUGUUAGUCAGUGUUUGUCUUCCUUUGAUUCCUUCUUUCCCUAUUGUCCUAUUAUAUUUCUACCAUUUUGCCUUUCCUGUUUAUCUCCGCGCCCCCCACAUCCUCCCUCUACGGCAUUUUCUCCCAAAAACAAACAAGAAAAGUGCGUAUUGUUUUCUGUUAUUUGUGGCAAUAUUUAAUUUGUAUAAGAAUGUUUUAAUUUGUUAGCUAAAUUAACGCUACCCCCCUCCGCUUGCGAGUGUUCGUGUGUGUAUCCGUCGUGUAGCGAAUUAAAGUGUACAGAAAAACAAACAGAAGAAAAGAAAAAAAAUCACAUUUAUGAAUGGACGUUGUUUUGGAAGUGUGCUGAGCAGAAUAUCGUAUACAGGCAAAAGCAACACUGCAUUCCAUGUUCGAAGCAACACCAUCCGGAACUCUAUUACCGUGUGAGAACGAGAAGAAAAAUAACAUGUAUUAACGUGCUGUUAUAAAUAAUAAUAAUAAAGCACGUACAGUGUAGUUAUCCCCC
Anopheles funestus (African malaria mosquito) is the source of this 2312-nucleotide messenger RNA. Its product is annotated as V-type proton ATPase subunit d. Gene Ontology annotation, cellular component: proton-transporting V-type ATPase, V0 domain; plasma membrane proton-transporting V-type ATPase complex; lysosomal membrane. Gene Ontology annotation, molecular function: proton-transporting ATPase activity, rotational mechanism. The record is from RefSeq and is a predicted model, not a curated record. NCBI's taxonomy places the organism in Eukaryota, Metazoa, Arthropoda, Insecta, Diptera, Culicidae. The transcript is spliced from 3 exons. Gene Ontology annotation, biological process: vacuolar acidification; proton transmembrane transport; vacuolar transport. The coding region runs from base 430 to 1476 and encodes 348 amino acids.